GAAGCGCUUUCGGCCGGGAGCUGCGGCCGCCGCCACCAGUUUUCAUGUUUGGGAUUCAGGAGAAUAUUCCGCGCGGGGGGACGACCAUGAAGGAGGAGCCGCUGGGCAGCGGCAUGAACCCGGUGCGCUCGUGGAUGCACACGGCGGGGGUGGUGGACGCCAACACGGCCGCCCAGAGCGGCGUGGGGCUGGCGCGGGCGCACUUCGAGAAGCAGCCGCCUUCCAACCUCCGGAAAUCCAAUUUCUUCCACUUCGUGCUGGCGCUCUACGACAGGCAGGGGCAGCCGGUGGAGAUUGAAAGGACCGCUUUUGUGGACUUUGUGGAGAAAGAGAAAGAGCCCAACAACGAGAAAACCAACAACGGCAUCCACUAUAAACUCCAGUUGCUGUACAGCAACGGAGUCAGAACGGAGCAGGAUCUGUAUGUUCGCCUCAUAGAUUCAAUGACCAAACAGGCCAUCGUCUACGAGGGCCAGGACAAGAACCCGGAGAUGUGCCGCGUGCUGCUGACCCACGAGAUCAUGUGCAGCCGGUGCUGUGAUAAGAAAAGCUGUGGCAAUAGAAACGAAACACCCUCAGACCCUGUGAUCAUUGACAGAUUCUUUCUAAAGUUUUUCCUCAAGUGCAAUCAGAACUGUUUGAAGAAUGCAGGCAACCCUCGGGACAUGCGAAGAUUCCAGGUUGUCGUGUCGACCACGGUCAACGUGGACGGCCACGUGCUGGCUGUGUCUGACAACAUGUUUGUGCAUAACAACUCCAAACACGGGCGGCGGGCCCGCCGCCUGGACCCGUCAGAAGCCACUCCGUGCAUCAAGGCCAUCAGUCCCAGUGAAGGCUGGACCACGGGGGGAGCGACGGUGAUCAUCAUCGGAGACAACUUCUUUGAUGGGCUCCAAGUUGUGUUCGGGACUAUGUUGGUAUGGAGCGAGCUGAUCACUCCCCACGCCAUCCGAGUCCAGACCCCACCGAGGCACAUUCCUGGAGUCGUGGAAGUCACCCUGUCCUACAAAUCCAAGCAGUUCUGUAAAGGUGCUCCUGGGCGGUUUGUCUACACCGCCCUUAAUGAACCAACCAUAGAUUACGGCUUUCAGAGGUUGCAGAAAGUGAUCCCAAGACAUCCGGGUGAUCCCGAAAGGUUACCCAAGGAAGUGCUACUUAAGAGGGCGGCCGACCUCGUGGAAGCCUUGUACGGGAUGCCCCAUAACAACCAGGAGAUCAUCCUGAAGCGAGCGGCUGACAUCGCCGAGGCGUUGUACAGCGUCCCUCGCAAUCACAACCAGAUCCCCACCCUGGGCAACACCCCUGCACACACGGGCAUGAUGGGUGUGAACUCCUUCAGCAGCCAGCUAGCCGUCAACGUGUCGGAGACGUCACAAGCCAACGACCAAGUCGGCUACAGUCGCAAUACAAGCAGCGUGUCCCCGCGAGGAUACGUCCCCAGCAGUACUCCCCAGCAGUCCAAUUACAACACAGUCAGCACUAGCAUGAAUGGAUAUGGAAGUGGCGCCAUGGCCAAUCUAGGGGUCCCGGGCUCGCCUGGAUUUCUUAAUGGCUCCUCCGCUAACUCUCCCUACGGCAUGAAACAAAAGAGCGCCUUCGCGCCCGUGGUCCGGCCCCAGGCGUCCCCUCCUCCCUCCUGCACCAGCGCCAACGGGAACGGGCUGCAAGCUAUGUCUGGGCUGGUAGUCCCGCCAAUGUGAGGGGCGCUUGUUACCUCCCGCCGCGCCCAGCAUCCAAGGACGGACUUCAGGGGACACGUUAGUACGUAAGAGGUGCUGAUGGAGACCGUGUCUUCAGUACGUCAGCAGCGGUUGAAAUGCUACAAAAAGACUUUGUUUAAAGAUUUUAUUUAAACUAUUAAGAAUCAGCGCACAAACGACGUACUUCUUCGUGAACAAUUCCAUUUUAUUGACUGAACUUUUCUCAUAUUUUCACAUUUCUCAGUCCUGAAGAAUAAGGAGAACAAAGCGAUGCCUAUUUUGUAUAAAGUUUCUGACUCCGUCUUGGCUAUGUCUAGUACUUGCUAUGUGUUGGGAGAAACUUUGUGAAUGCACCAUUUUGAUGAUCAUGAAACACUGAUGAAAAACGCCUCCAAACAUUUUCCUGUACUCAUACUUAGAUUCACAAUGGUUGUGUAUCUCUAUAAUGUGAAAUAUUUUUUUGUGGUGACAAAAGGGGGCCAAGGAGGUCUGAGCCAUCAAACUGGAAGAAAGGAAGACUAUAUGAGUAGGAGAAUUGGGGUGGCAGGGGGGGGAGGGAGGGUUUAUCGUUGCUUAACUUCAUCUUAAUGAAACGGAGCUUUGUAACUUAUUGUAGUUAGAAAUUGUAACUUUGAUAUUGAAUUCUCUUGCCUUCAACAAGCACACUGACAGAGGAAAAAGAAAAUGCUACUGUCUGUUGGUUAAAAUAUUCCCCCACUGCUAGAGCUUCCUGUUAAGCAAGUGUGAUCUGCGACAUUCUUUUCAACCUUUGCUAGCACUGUAUACGACUGCAUUCUUAGGCUACUGUGAGGUCCAUGUUUCUUGUACCAGAAAUUGUCCUUUUGACUUCUAGAUCCUUUUUCCCUGAUGUGUUUUGUAUGUGGUUAUAAAAUUGUAGACUUUUGUGAUUUUGCCAAAGUCGUAGCUAAAUAUUUAUACACUUGUCUUGAAUUUUUUUCAGAUCCACUUAAAUAUUUAGGGAAAAAAAACGAGUUUUAUUCCUUAUGCGUCUUAUAAGGAAUAAAACGGUCUCCAUUCAACACUUACUUACUUUUCCAUGAACACUUGCUGUUGCUAAGGGACUUUGUUUUGUAACAUAUCAAUUAUAAAUAUUGUAUUUAUCUUUGAAAUUUUGUACACUGCUUUUCCCACCAUUUUCGGUUCCUUUUUCUUGUCUGCGUUGGUUUCUGAUCAUGGCCUGGUGGUGUGAUGCUGGGAAGAGCAUUAAAGCCAAGAACUGUUUGAUCUGUUUCGUUCAGUGAACCAACAUCCUUGCAUUUCAUUUGUACUUCCAAAAUUUGCUAUUGUUUGUUUAGACUUUCCGUCCUUUUUUGUUUUUUUUUGAGGAAAAGUCAAAUUCAUUGUUUAUUUUUAUAUUAUUUUUAAGUUAUCUGAACAAAUACUUUUGAAGAAAAAAAAAGUUCGUUGUAUAGUCACAACAAAACGGUGCCACCCGCUGUGACAAACCCUCGUAGAUUCCGUGCAUGUGG
Lipotes vexillifer (Yangtze River dolphin) is the source of this 3190-nucleotide messenger RNA. It is a transcript of the gene EBF3, whose product is annotated as EBF transcription factor 3. Gene Ontology annotation, biological process: regulation of DNA-templated transcription. Lineage: Eukaryota; Metazoa; Chordata; Mammalia; Artiodactyla; Lipotidae. Gene Ontology annotation, molecular function: DNA binding; DNA-binding transcription factor activity. The coding region runs from base 45 to 1700 and encodes 551 amino acids. The transcript has 16 exons. The record is from RefSeq and is a predicted model, not a curated record.